AAGAAUCUUUGUUCAAUAAAGUGGCAAUUGUAAAAGAAUAAAUAAAGAAAGAAAGAAAGAAAGAAAGAACUAUUGGACUUACAGCACGUCGAAAAAGGAAAGCCAUGGUGAUUCGCGACUGGAAGACCUCGGGAGUUGCACCUUAAGAUCGCAGAAACGCGCAAGCGUGUACGUUUGCUGAGCAAUCGAGAGAGACAGAAAAGAGUAGAACUACGAUACAAAUGAGGAAGAGAGAGAUACCUGGAGAACCAGUGCAGCCUCGUAGUCUAUCUCUCUCUUUCUCGUUUUCUCUUUCUCUCUCUUCUCUUCUCUGUCUGGCUAUUCGUAACGAGAUAAGGACUCGAAGUGGACGCAUGGUUUGUUGGAAGAACGAAAACGAAUCCUCCAUUCGCGAGGAAUCGUUCGGCGAUUGCUUCGAAAGGAUAUUCGAUUCCCGGUACAAGAUAACUCGAAGCGGAAACCGAGAUAAAUCGAAAGACGUAGAAUGUAAACGGAGAAUGCUCGUUCUUGGUAAAUUUCCUUUCGGCCCGGUGUAAUUCAAGAAAGUAUAAAGUAACGUAAGUGUGUAAAAUAGAUAGGAGGAGAAAUUGCCAAUAUAUACACAUGAGAUCAAGGUAUUUGAAGAAAAAGUCACGAAGACGCGUCGAGGAUACGGCAAAGGGAUAAAAAGUGAACAAUGAACACGACGACGAUCGUUUGAGUGGAGAAGAAGGGCCGAACUCAUGAGACCACUGUCAUUUGAAAACUUGAGGAGGCUCGUCGGCCGCAAGAAGGACCGUAACGAGCCAUCCUUCAAGCGCAGCGAGUCCUUCAAAAGGAUAUCGAUAAGAAAAAGUUAUCUAGAUCGGGGCAAGCGACGUAACAAGCUUCAGAAGAGCUUGGAGCCGACUGUUGCGCCCUCUAUUGAUACAAAGUUAGACGAAAAAUCUAUCGAGAAGCAGACGAUAAUAAACGAACAGAAACCGAAGAAACUUCAGGACGAUACUUUAAGUCGCGAAUCGAUCAGUUACGACGAAUGGUUGCAAGGUGUCAGUUCGUCCUCGCGCGAGAAAUUGGACGAGGUGCAUCGAGAACAACAACAGAACAAACAAAAUAAACAACACAACAUUUUAGGAAAGAACAAUAUUCCGAAAUUUCAAAAACAGAUCGAGGCCGAUCACGUGGCUGAAGAUUUAAAAGUUCUCGAUUUAGAUGCAUCGCCGGUAUUAUCUUCGAAGCCUUUCAGAAUAUCGAACGAGACGAUUCAAGAAAAAAACAAUCAUCAAGAUAUCCUGCAGGUUCAGGAACCAUUUAUCGAAGGGCCUCCUAGCGUCAGUAUUAAUCUUGGUAGAAUAUGGAGAGAUGCGGUACCUAUGCCCUUCCCUUCAUCCUCGGGACCAUCUAUACACCACUCUUUGGAUAGUGCGCUCAAAGAGAGGAAACCUCAGCCUACUGUGGCGCGGACAGUUUCCGCUCCUGAGAAAAGUGUCACUGGAAAAGAUAUCACAUCUGCAUUCGGUUUUUCCUUGAGAAUCGCCAAGUUGGCUGAUUUUCGUGCAGGGGGUACGAGAAACGGUUUCUUCAACCGAAGAACGAAGAAACCAUCGCCCAGCGUAAGCGCGGAGGGUUACUUCAAGCGAACGAACGCCUCGAGGCGAUCCAGUUCCCGACGCCGUGGAAAGCGGACGUCUCAGAGGGUAAAGAAAUCUCAACCUCAACCUCAGCCCGUGGCGCGUUCGAACAGUCCGGUGUGGUUCGUUCCGCCGGAAAGGCGUAGAUCGAAACGUCAAAGGCGAGUCUGGCGAGAGAUAAGAUACUUUCCCGAGGCUGAAAUUCCUGUAAUCGAGAGAAUCGACGAUUAUUCGUCGAAUUUGUCGGACGAUCAAUUCGACGACCUGAAGUUGUUGCUUUCGGGGGAUUUUAACGACAGACGAGAAGGAGGUUUGAACUCGUUGGUCUCGUCCUCGUUAGGUUCCUUCUCCGCGACAUCCUCCUCGUCGUCGGCUUGUCGGGCACCAAAGAUUAGCGAUUUUAACGAAGACAAACUAUUCUCGGAGGAGCUACGAACUAGUGGGGUCCUCGCGCGAAGAACGAUAUGGCGACCCAUGACUUCGAAUUACUUUGCCAGCAACCAGUUUCUCAGCUUUCUAUCGAAGGGCUCGAGCAAUCUCAUUGGCAAAGAGAAGACGAGAAUAGAUUCAUCGUUGUACUACAGAUGUCUCUCGUCUACCGACAGCGAAACCGAGGACGAAACGACCAAUCAUCUCGAACGAAGGAAGAGCACUCACGCGAUGCAUAGGCAGCAACACUUAAAGAGGCAAAGGUCGGGGCUUAGGAGAAGACCUCUCAGGCGAAAAUCUCAACUUCGAAAGGCCUCCGGCCAGCCAGUCUUUCUCGUGCGAAAAUGUUCAUCCUUGAGGAAAAGACCCAGGGAUAUUACGCAAAAGGGCUAUGAGAAGAAACGGACACGUCUAUUACAACAGUAUGCCUCAAAGCAACUGGGGGCUGGAAAGGAUGGAGGAGGUGUCGGCGUCCUCGGUAUCGGAGGGGUCGAGAGAACAGGUUAUGGAAGCGGUGGUGGUGGUGUUGGUGGUGGGGGCGUCGGCGUCGGCGUUGGCGUCGGCGUCGGGGUCGGUAUCGGUGUCGGUGGCCGACCACAGCCACGUGCACGCCGCACGCAGCGCCGUGUCACUCACAACGAGAAGCGCUAUCAUUCAGGAGGCCGGCUAGUACCUGGAGGAAUCGCCAGUCCCCCGGGAUCUGGCGGCUCCACCGGAAACACCGGGAAUUCGAAUUCGGCGGCUGCGAGACGCGGCAAUCGCAGACUCACGCGCAAUGAGAGCCGCUAUCAUUCCGAGGUGCGCCAGGAGGCGGUGCAACAAGCUUUGGCAGCAAUGCAGGGUCGUCCGAAACCAUCUUUACCGAUGCCAUCAAAAAGAACCUCCGUGAUGGCCAGAAGUCCCGACAGAGAGCGCCGCGAUAGUGGAGAAUCGAGUAGCGAUGAAGACAGCGUUGUUACCGAAGAAAGUCCUGGUGCUGGUGGUCCAACGGGCACAGGACUGUCGGAUACCAGCAGCACCGGUUCGGCGCGAGACACGCCUCCGCCUCCGAGACCACCGGCUAGGAGACCUCCUGGUGCGGACAUUACCGACAUCGCGGAAUACACGCCCCAUGCGUACUGUAACAUCCAGCCCCCGGACGUGACACACACAAGCAACACACCGGCCGCACAACAGUCGGCCAGGCGACCGGGCGCCGACCGUGUCAAUCGUUACCAUGUCGUCGAGGAUCAGAACAACACCGGGACUACCGGGCGUUGGAAAGUAUCAGCGAAAAUUCAACAAUUGCUCAAUACAUUGAAACGACCGAAACGUCGUCCCUUGCCCGAAUUCUACGAGGACGAUGACAUCGAGCUCGAAAUCGCGGCCAAUCCCAAAGAUCCGAACGCCCCGAAACCCGAGGGCGGUUCUAUGACCUCCGCGGUCGGUGAACCAGUAUCGGUCGCUGCGGGCCUGCCGAGGUCACUCGAGGUCGCCAUACAGAGGUAUGGUUCGGCAUCAUACAAAGCACCAGUGGCGACCGUUCUUGAUCCAAAUGGCAAGCUUUGCGUAACAUUGACCUAUGGAAAACUUCUAAGUCGUUCUCACAAAAUAGCCUACACACUGUUAAACAAGGCUCUAAGUCGUGGCGGUGAUUGUUGUUUGAAACCUGGCGAUCGAAUUGCCUUGGUUUAUCCAAACAACGAUCCAAUAAGCUUCAUGUGCGCCUUCUAUGGUUGCCUUCAAGCUGGUAUUGUACCUGUGCCCAUCGAAGUGCCCCUAACUCGUCGAGACGCAGGUUCCCAGCAAAUCGGUUUCCUCUUGGGCAGCUGUGGAAUUCAGGUGGCAUUAACCAGCGAAGCUUGUCUGAAAGGUCUGCCAAAGACGGCUGCAGGCGAGGUAGUAGCAUUCAAAGGUUGGCCAAAGCUUCAUUGGUUUGUCACAGAGCAUUUGGGCAAAACGCCGAAGGAUUGGCUACCACCACCUCGGUUAACCGACGACACACCGGCGUAUAUAGAGUAUACCACGGACAAAGAUGGGUCGGUGAUGGGAGUGACAGUGACAAGAUCGGCGAUGCUGGCACAUUGUCGAGCUCUGACGCAAGCCUGUGGCUAUACGGAAGGGGAGAACGCCGUGUGCGUUUUGGACUUCAAACGAGAGGUUGGUCUGUGGCAUAGCACCCUCACCAGCGUUCUGAACGGGAUGCACGUGAUUUUUAUCCCAUAUGCUCUGAUGAAAGUAAAUCCUGCGAGUUGGAUGCAAAUGAUCACGAAGCAUCGUGCUAGCGUAGCUGUGGUCAAGUCUCGAGACCUUCACUGGGGUCUUUUAGCCACUAAAGAUCAUAAGGAUAUCUCGUUGUCAUCACUGAGGCUGUUGCUGGUUGCCGAUGGUGCUAAUCCCUGGUCUCUUUCCUCGUGUGACCAAUUUCUCUCAGUUUUCCAGUCUAAAGGCUUGCGACCAGAUGCUGUCUGCCCUUGUGCAUCUUCCAGCGAAGCUCUAACAGUAUCGGUCAGGAGACCAGGCCGAGCUGGAGUAAACGCUACUGGACGUGGUGUGCUCUCUAUGUCUGGAUUGAGUUACGGUGUUGUUAGAGUAGAUCAAGAGAAUUCUCUUACCUCUUUGACUCUUCAAGAUUGCGGCCAAGUCAUGCCCGGAAGUAUCGUAGUGGUAAUCAAAAUGGAAGGACAGCCAUUCAUCUGCAAAACGGACGAAGUAGGCGAGAUAUGCGUGCAUAGUUCAGCAACUGGAAACCAAUAUUGGGGAUUACAAGGAUUGACAAAUAACACGUUCAAAGUUUCCCCUCUUCAAGCCGAUGGAAGUCCGCUUGGCGAUGUGGAAUACACUCGUUCUGGUUUAUUGGGUUUCCUGGGUCCUGGUGGUCUUGUGUUCGUUUGCGGAUCGCGCGAUGGUCUUAUGACUGUCACCGGAAGGAAGCAUAACGCCGACGAUAUUAUCGCUACAGUGUUGGCCGUCGAACCCAUGAAAUUUAUUUAUCGCGGAAGAAUAGCCGUUUUCAGUGUACGUGUCCUGAGAGAUGAACGAAUAUGCGUCGUCGCGGAACAACGACCCGAUUGCAGCGAAGAGGAAAGUUUCCAAUGGAUGUCUCGUGUCCUUCAAGCGGUAGAUUCCAUUCACGCGGUUGGAAUAUAUUGUUUGGCAUUGGUCCCGCCAAAUUAUCUUCCGAAAACACCGCUAGGUGGCAUUCAUCUGUCGGAAACGAAACGACGUUUCUUAGAGGGUACUCUACAUCCGGCUAAUGUUCUUCUUUGUCCGCACACUUGCGUUACCAAUCUACCGAAACCACGCGAAGUCCAUUCAGCGGGGGAUUCUGUUGCAGACGUUGGUCCGGCCAGUGUCAUGGUGGGCAACAUUGUUCAGGGUAAUAGACUGGCAUCAGCUCAAGGACGAGAUAUGGGUGUUUUAGAUGAGGACAGUGAUAAUGCUAAAAAGUAUCAAUUCAUUUCGGAAAUACUGCGAUGGCGUGCUGUCAGUACUUCUGAUCAUGUAAUCUUCACGUCAUUAAAUGCAAAAGGAGCUGUAGCAACUUCUUUGUCAUGCUCGCAGUUGCACAAAAAAGCGGAACGAAUCGGAAAUCUGUUGUUAGAUCGUGGAAGAAUCAAUACCGGAGACCACGUAGCAUUAAUAUUUCCUCCUGGUACAGACUUGAUAUGCGCAUUUUAUGGUUGCCUUUAUGUUGGCGCCGUGCCAGUUACAAUUAGGCCACCUCAUCCACAAAACCUCCAAACUACUUUACCAACUGUUCGUAUGAUUGUGGACGUCAGUAAGUCUGUGCUCGUGCUCACGAAUCAAAAUAUCCUGAAACUAUUGAAAACAAAGGAAGCGAACAAUGUUGUUGACAUUAAGAGUUGGCCAACAAUCCUCGAUAUGGACGACAUGCCAAAGAAGAAGUUACCUGUUAUGUAUCGAGCACCCACGGCAGAGAUGCUGGCUUACUUAGAUUUCAGUGUCUCUACAACAGGAAUGCUUGCAGGAAUUAAAAUGUCUCAUGCAGCAGUGACGUCUCUUUGUCGUGCCAUGAAACUUGCCUGUGAAUUGUAUCCAUCCAGGCAUAUCGCUUUAUGUUUAGAUCCUUAUUCUGGAUUAGGAUUCGCCCUUUGGUGUUUGAGUAGUAUAUAUAGCGGUCAUCAUUCCAUACUUAUACCACCAUCAGAGGUUGAAGUUAAUCCAGCCUUGUGGUUAUCAGCAGUUAGUCAAUCCAGAGUAAGAGACACGUUUUGUUCUUAUGGUGUAAUGGAGUUAUGUACCAAGGGUCUCGGUUCUUCUGUUCAUGCUCUAAAAGCAAGAGGUGUUAGUUUGGCCUGCGUCAGAACGUGUGUUGUCGUAGCUGAAGAAAGACCGCGAAUCGCACUUACUACGAGCUUCAGUAAACUUUUCUCUGCUCUGGGUUUAAGUCCACGUGCUGUCUCUACCUCUUUUGGAUGUAGAGUAAACACAGCUAUUUGCUUACAGGGUGCAUCGAGUCCAGAACCUUCUACAGUAUAUGUUGAUCUCCGCGCAUUGCGCAAUGACAGAGUAUCUCUAGUUGAAAGGGGUAGUCCACAUUCUUUAUGCCUGAUGGAAUCAGGUAAAUUAUUACCAGGAGUGAAAGUGAUUAUUGCCAAUCCAGAAACGAAAGGACAAUGCGGAGAUUCUCAUUUAGGAGAAAUUUGGGUGCAAUCUGCUCAUAAUGCCAGUGGCUAUUUCACGAUAUAUGGUGACGAGAGCGAUUACGCUGAUCACUUUAAUGCCCGUCUCGUAACUGGGAAUACAAAUGAAGUUUAUGCCAGAACUGGUUAUCUUGGUUUCUUAAGACGUACUGAAAGCGUUCAGCAAUCGGUUAUCAGUGAUAUUCCCGGUGAUACUUCUGCCGAAGCGGAUCUUGUUCCUGGCGAUUCUGAAUUACAUGAUGCUGUGUUCGUAGUCGGUGCCCUCGAUGAGGCCAUUCUACUCAGAGGAAUGCGAUAUCAUCCGAUCGACAUUGAGAAUAGCGUGAUGAGAUGUCAUAAGAAAAUAGCAGAAUGUGCCGUAUUUACAUGGACCAACCUCCUAGUAGUAGUGGUGGAACUUGACGGAAGUGAAAGCGAAGCUUUAGAUCUCGUGGCAUUGGUUACCAGCGCUGUUCUAGAAGAACAUCAUCUGGUAGUCGGUGUAGUAGUCGUGGUGGAUCCUGGAGUAGUUCCAAUAAAUUCGCGUGGUGAGAAGCAACGAAUGCACUUGCGUGAUGGUUUUCUAGCGGACCAACUCGAUCCAAUUUACGUGGCAUAUAAUAUGUGAGCAGAAAACACAGAAAAUGCAUUAUCUACUGAACAAAAAAAGACUGGUAUCGUAGUUUCCAGUCAUGUUUUUAUUCCCAUGUCGACACGUAGAUACUCCCGAUUCGAAAUCAUAAGCUGCAUUUCAAAUUUUUAUUCUUUCUCAUGGAAGUCGACUUUCCUACGGAGAAACUGGAAUAUAUUACAAGGACUCAACGUAUUUUUAAAGCGAACGUCGUCCCUAAACAAUUUAUAUUCUUCUUUUGUAAGAAGAACGCGUAUAUUUAAAUUUUUUAUCUCGUUAAUAUGUUAAAGAAGAGUAAGAAAGUUUGUAAUACUUCGAAAUUUUCACUCGGUUAUCACCAGUCCUUAUCAUUAGUAACAGAAAGUAUUUCUUUCUGUGUUAGAAAUAAUCAUUAUAUGAACAACUAUUAGAUAUAUAAUUUUAUAUAUAAUUGAGAAACAGGGACGAUAUAAAAAAACCGCUUUAUAUAUUCUGACAAACAAUUUAUUCAUAAAAAAUUACCAAUGAAGAAUUCUGCUUCAAAUAAUGAUAAUCUUGAAACGACAUUCGAAGCAUUAUUAAAAGACUUAAAAAAGUAACGAGAUUUACAUAAUUGCACAUACAAUAUUAACGAUUCUAAAGUCACAAAAAAAAAAAAAGUAUAGUGAAUCAACAAAAUAUUUGCAUAUUUUUUUUUUUUUGAAAUAUCAUUACAAACGAAAGUAACAUAUUAAUAUAAUAUAUUUUUUAAUAUGUUUUAAUAUAUAAAAUUGAUAUGUACUUUCAAAACUUUCAAUUCUAAAAAUUUAUAAUUAUUUAAAUUAUUUUUUUAUAAAACAAAUAUAUAAAACAAAUAUUCAUUAUUUUGUGCGUAUGCUUUUGGUAUUAAUAGCGUAUAAUGACAUUUUUCCAAGAUAUAUAUGCAAAUAAUUAUGAAUAAUUACAAGUGUGCCAAUAUUUUUCUUAUUAUUAUCUUAUAAUUAUAAAAAAUUUGUUUUUUUUUUUUUAUUUUCUUUAACGUAAUUGAAAGAUUUGAAAGUAUGUGUUAGUUCCAUAUAUUGAGAAAUAUUAAAUAUACAUUUGUAUUAAUAUAUCAUUACAAUGUAUAAAAAUAUUUCAAAAAAAGAAUGUGUGCUAAUAUUAUUUUGAUUCACUAUAUAUGAAAUUAAUUUUCAGUAUCUUAAAACUUCAGACUGCCACGGACAAGUAUAUACAGCUCAGACAUGAUUCAGCUGUUUUCGCUAAAAUCGUGCUUUUAUACAUUGUAUUAUCUGAAUGUUAAAAUGACGAAUAUCAUUCAUUAUUUAUCAAUGACAUCAGAACGGUAGUGAGCUUUUUUACAAGAUGAAAAAUGAAAAAUAUUAUUUUAACAGAAGUGAAACUUUAACAAGUAUAUUUCAUUAAGAAAUUAUACUCUAUGAAAAUGUGAAUAAUUAUUCCACAAACUACGUACAGGUAUAUAUAACUAUGUCUAUUAGAAAAAGUAAAUGAAUUUGAUACACUUUAUCGUAGAGUCGUGUAGCUUAACAAUUUUUUACUACAUAAAGUAAUGGUUAGUUAACAUAAUCAUACAUAUUGUAACAUUUUAAAGUAAAAAAUUUUAACUAUUAACAUUUUUUCUAAUAUAUUGUUGCUGGAAAAGUAUAUGCAGUUCGCUAUCGCUCUGACUAACUAAUUUUAUUAUUAUACAUUUCGUUUAAACAAAUUUCUAUGUUGUUGAUAUCUUACAACGAUUUCAUAUGAAUCGAUUUGAAAAUAUGACCGAGUGAUUUCAAAUUAGCAAGAAAUUUAAUUAUAUUUAGCUGCGUUGCGCACAACAUCGCACUUUUAUACGUUUUAAAAUAUUUAUAUUAUAUUCUACAGCACGUAAUAAAUUUGAAAUACGGUAUGAUAUUUAUUCCAAUGUACUUCUUUUUUAUUAACGUCCAAAAAUAUUUUUCUUUUUUUUUUUCUAUAUUGAAAAAAAAAGUACAUAGAAUAAUAUAUUUUUAACUUUGUGAAAUUAGAAAAUGAUUUAUUACGUGCUGAGAGGGUACACUUUAAAAACUAUCUGAAAACCCGAUUACUUGGCCAAUUUUUCCAUAAAAAAAGAGACUAGGACAACAGUAAGGCGAAUUCGCAUCUCAGGGUUUUAGAUCGUUUAUACAAACGAUGAUAUAGAAAGUGAAACUAUUUAGAACAAAGUCUUUUGGAUAACGUUUAAAAUAAAAAACAAGGAAUACGAUAGCACAAAGCAUUCAAACAAAUAUACAAUCGAAGUAGAUAGUAUCGAUGCGUCUUACUCUGCAAUUUCAAACUUUAGUCUAUAUGGAAAAGUUACCCUCGAACUAUAAAUAUCGGUGAAUAUAUGCGCCAAAAAUUUACAUAUGCGCUAACUUUCUUUUUCUUCUUACCUUUUAUGCACAAAUGCAUUCUAUUCGUGAAACUGGUCUAUUUGACUAAAGCUCAAUCUAUAUAAAUCAACAAUACUACGAUAAUAAUCGACUUUUAGGUUAGAAUUAAUCGAAUCGAUGAUCAUAUUUUAUUUUUUAUGUUAUUAAUUAUACAGAAUAUUGGAAUACUUAUUUUAACUUCAAAAGUUUGAUCGAUGAAAAUUAUCU
This is a messenger RNA of Apis laboriosa (Himalayan honeybee), 9874 nucleotides long. RefSeq names its product disco-interacting protein 2 (gene DIP2). Bases 723 to 7292 code for a protein of 2189 amino acids. The transcript has 17 exons. NCBI's taxonomy places the organism in Eukaryota, Metazoa, Arthropoda, Insecta, Hymenoptera, Apidae. The record is from RefSeq and is a predicted model, not a curated record.